Messenger RNA from Ectocarpus sp. CCAP 1310/34, 2277 nucleotides. The record is from the annotation of a GenBank genome assembly. Lineage: Eukaryota; Phaeophyceae; Ectocarpales; Ectocarpaceae.
AUGCACUCGUUGAAGGAACUGCGCGCAGAGAACGCAGCAAAACGGCUCAGCAGCGAUCGCACGGCCGAAGAUGCGGAUGGUACCUCGUUCCCGGCCGCGGUACCAACAGCAACACCUACUACUGCUGCGCCACGUGCAGGGAGGACGCUUGCGCCGAUCGGCUCCACCGGCUCUCUUCCUGCAUCAGACGCAGCAGCACCAGCAGAACCGACCACGGGCGAUGAUCACGCCCAACAACGUGAAGACCGAGAGGCGAGAAGACGGAGACGCCUGAGAAGACGGCGAGAAAGAGAACAGCAGGAGAACGCCGGCGGUGACGACAAUAGCAAGGUUAGCGUCGAUGAAAGCACAAAGGCUGUGUCAGGUACAUCGCAGACGAGCACUUCACGGGUGGAUGAGGACGAAGAAGGAAGAAGUACGCCCACUGCUCGUGACAAGGGCGCACCCCUAGAAGGAACGGCGGCAAGAGGUUCGGAAAGGGAAAAGAGCGAACAGGUAGGAGCUAGACCACCAACAAGCCGCCAUCCGCCUGCAGCAGCGGCCCCUUUUGUUGCGGAGGAGAAAGUCGCAGGCGACGACAAGGAGGUUGAUCCUGAAAAAAAUGGCAAUGAUUUAGGAAAACCUCUCAGUGCGCGUGGAGCUCCUCCAAAAGAAAAGCCCAAGAAAAAGCUCACGCCACUCGAGGCAAGAAGAGCACGUAUCGAGCAGCAAAAGCGGGAAGAGGUUGAGCGGACAUCAGGGGGCUCUUUCGAAUCACCUCGAUCGGGGGGGGUGAAUCUGCCACGGGAAACACUAGAAGCGAAGGGCGAUGGGUCUCGGGGUCAGGCCGAACAUGCCAAUAGCCACAUUGAUUCUGACCGGGGAGAUUCAACCAGAGAUACCGGCAGCAGGAACAACAACCGGACCGGUCAAGCAACUGCAAGAGGUAGCCCUCAAGCUGGUGGGAGAGGCUCGGGCGUAGAGCAUAACUUAGGAAAGGAGGGUACCCCAGCUGUGCAAAGUGACAACGAUGUGGGGGGCAGUGGUACGGAACACGAUCCACUCAUUCCCGUGGGCAGGACCUCGGAGCGAACGCCUAGAAAUGGCGACGGCGCAAUCACAAGAAAACAGCCGGAGACAACCCAAGAGGAGAAGAAGGCCGAACGCGAAGCGGUGCAAGCCGCGGGAGACGCAGAUGGAGUCGGAACCGCAGCCCCCGGUGACAACGCCAACGAUCUCGCCGAGGGUGCCGCUGGUGGCGAUGGUGGCCGUUUCCGAGGGAUGCGAAGCCGCAUGAAGCAAGCGGGGAAGGGCCUCAUGAAAAAGAAGAGCCCGGCGUCGUCGGUUCGUCGAGGGAAAGAAGGCGAGAACCAAGCCAGCAGCGAAACCACAAGAAAGAAAGUCGAACAGCCUGGGACAAUGGGGCGCACGAGCUCUGGAACGACGGGGGGCACGAGCUCUGGAGAUACCUUGUCCGACACCGAAGGCGAGGGUGAAGAGGAAAAGGCGGGGAAGGCUGGAAGAGAAGCCAACAGUCUGAUUGGAGCCAGCGGCGUCCAGAAUACACCAGAAAAUCGAGGCGAUGACUCGGACACGGCAAGUGAGACGGAGGACCGAGAUGAGUUUGAUGCGGAAAGAGACGAAGGUGACCAGGAGCGGAAGAAGAAAUGGGCACGGAGCAAAGACAAGAGCUUGACCGACGCCCCGCUAACGGGAGACAAAGAAGUGGCGGAAAGGUUGAGCUUGGUAACAAGCACGGAGUUCUCGGCGGUGCACUUUAUCGGGGAGAUCUCGGGGGCGGAAGGCUUUGGGUCGGGGAUCUCCUGCCGCUUUCGCGUCGAGGGCGGCCGGCACUGGACUUGCCUGGCGGGUCUCGAGGAGGGACAGACGCACGUGAUACACAUGGACUACGGAGACACGUUCGCGCCGUGGAAUCACCCGGUUGAUCUCCACUACACUACCAAGAGCAUACAGGGGUGGCCUCGUGUGAUGCUGCAGGUGUGGCAGUUGGAUACGCACGGCCGGAACGUGCUCAGGGGAUACGGCUUUCGCCAUCUGCCGUCCACCCCUGGCUUUUCCGAGGUUUCGAUACCGUGCUGGAGACCCAGCGGCAGCAUGCAGGAGGAAACGGCGGCCUUCUUUCUCGGGGUUACGCCUCGUCUCACGGCCGAGGAUGCCGUUUUCAACAGGGCGUGGGAUCAGCGAUGCCGGCUCAUCACGCUCCCUGCGGGCACGGUUUGGCUGCAGAUGCACGGGCUGUUUCGUAACCUGGAGGACCAAGGGGUGGACAAUAUUUGA